AUACAAACUAGCGUUAUUUCACAAAUAAAUAAAUAAAAAAAAGCAUGGUUUAAAAAAAAAAUCCCAAGGAUUUCGUGUGCAUUUAUAAUAAACCGUACACCUCGAAGCACCGGAAUGAUGCAGCUUUCAGGAAACGAACAAAGAACCCACCUUUCACGCGGCAAGGCAAAUGCAAAUGUUGCCACCAAUUUUUUGUCCGUUUGUCCACGUCACCAUCGAAUCCCGUGUGCUCUCACCCAUAGAACUACGGCCGCCUUCUCCCUUCUCCGUUCCGCGUUCUUCCCCUUUCGCUUAUAAUACAUUUGACCUCAGAAAUCGGAGCACGACUCGUUGGAAUCUCCGAAACAAAAAUCGAUGUGUAGGUCCACGGAUUACCAGCGCUUCCCCGGUCGUCUCAAGAUCAAAGCCUUCUUCGUCCGAUUUUCGCGUCCGGAAUCCCUAAAGCCACCGCCGGAAUCGCUCACUCUCCUCUACCUCCCUCGCAUUGACGAGAUCGACGGCGCAAAGAUCCGGCCGGACUCGGCGGCGUUGGUGGCGCUGCAGCGAGUGGUGUGGAGGAAGGACGCGGUGAUCUUCGGGAGCAGAGAGCGAGUUCGAGCGAGCGAGGGGGCGCGGUUCGAAGUUUAUUUGAGGGAGGAGAAGGUGGUGGAGGGGACUUUCAGGAGGAGCGAGGAGGGAGAGUGGAGAUUGGAGUGUAAGGGCGCGCUUGGAGGAGAGUUCGCCGGAGCGGCGGCGGCGGAGAUUUGCGUGGAUGUGGAGGAACAGGGGGCGAUGUUUGAGAAGGUAGUUCUGGGAGUGAGAAGAAUGAAGAAGAGGGGGUUCUCUGGAUUGGAGGAGAUUCCGGAGGAACGAGAAGGAGAAGUAGAAGAAGCCGAUUCCGACGGCUGCGGAGAUUCGUCGGAAGAAGACGAUGACGGUUGCGGUGGCGAUGGAAGAGAAAACGAAGUGGAGAUGGAGGUGGAGGGGGUGAGAUGGGCCGUGAAUUUGGGGAUUUGGGCCGUGUGUUUGGGAGUUGGGCUCUUGGUCUCCAAGGCGGCCCACUCCAAAAAAUUGAGACCAAAACGAAUAAUCUGAACUGAGCUGAACUAAACUAAACUUUGAGGAGUUUUUCAAUUUUGCUCUUUUAUUUUUUAUUUUUAUUUUUUAAUUUAGGAAAUGUAUAAUUACGAGUUGUUUGAGAACGUUUAGACUUUAGAUGAUGAAAUGAAAAUGUUGUUGUAUA
Momordica charantia (bitter melon) is the source of this 1222-nucleotide messenger RNA. RefSeq names its product NADP-specific glutamate dehydrogenase. The record is from RefSeq and is a predicted model, not a curated record. NCBI's taxonomy places the organism in Eukaryota, Viridiplantae, Streptophyta, Magnoliopsida, Cucurbitales, Cucurbitaceae.